Molecule: messenger RNA, 2098 nt
Organism: Indicator indicator
Lineage: Eukaryota; Metazoa; Chordata; Aves; Piciformes; Indicatoridae
Gene: COXFA4L3
Product: chromosome 16 C15orf48 homolog
Exons: 5
Coding region: 98-358 (86 amino acids)
Source: RefSeq, a predicted model, not a curated record
GCUAUAUAAGGCGGAGAGAGCGGUCUCUUGCACCCGGUGUGCUUUGGCAACGCUGCCCGUCUUUCUUUGCUCUGCCAGAUCCGCCGCCGCAGCGAGGAUGAACACGAAGUUCUUCCAGAUACUGAAGUCUAAAAAAGAACUCAUUCCUCUGGCAGGAAUACUGUCCUUCGCAGCAGUGGGAGCACUCUCUUUUUCUAUUUACUCCCUGUUCAGCAAAUCCGAUGUGAUCAUUAAUAAGAGUGGCAAUCCAGAACCAUGGCAAACGAUUGAUCCUACCAAGCCUCAGAAGCUAUUAACAGUCCGUCAGAAAUGGAAACCUAUAGAAGACCUGGAAAAUGUCAAAAAGCUGACAAAGUGACAAGUUUCUAUUGCCUCAAAAAGGUACCCUAUCAGUCUAGUGGAAUCACUUCUGCACAAACUUGACUACUUAAAUCAGUGUGCGGAAAUGCUUCUGCUACAUUUUUAGGGUCUCCCUACAUUUUUUGGAUUCUGGAUGAGGAGUUUCAUGUUGCUUUAGAAGUUUGCUUACAAUAUCCACAUAGUCAAAAAAUCUGCCUCAACUAUCUAUUUAGAGUAGGCAUUUGAUGACAAGUGUUGAAUAUUCAGAUGAAUUAUAGAUGGAGAAAAUCUUCACACUUUUUGUACAAUAUUUUUUCUCAAAAUACAUUAAUUUUUACAUUUUAUAUAUUUUUAAUAAAAUAGAUUUUAAAUCUGUUUCAACAUUCCAUGUAUAUCCCAUAAAUGGAGAUUACCAAUAAAAGCUCUUACAAAUUGUGAUUCCUGGUAUGCUCCGUUUCCAUGCUGUAUUUCAAUGCUGUUACACAGACCAAAUAGUCAUCAGUCUUUGCAUGACAGCAUAUGUGGUCAUAAAGUAUACUUACAUUCAUUUUCUACAUUAGAUGGGAUGAAAAUGUAAAUCAAAAUUAAUGUUAAACUGCUAAUACCAGAACUUACAUGUGCUCACCUUAACCCACUGAGGAGUCCAAUAGGUUAUUUAAAGGUAUAUUUGAGACUACAGGAUUAGAACAUAAGAAUUAAGUAUGGCUAAAAGGGAAAUGGAAAUGAAAUAAUUUCUGUUGUAUUGAAAUAUUGUUCAUGUUUAAAUGUAGAAAGAGUUACUAGAGUUAGGAAACUUGCAUUAUCCAAAACUGCACAAUGUCAAUUUAUUCUUUUUGUGCAAGGUAGUUUGUGGAUGAUCUCAAAUGUCCUGUGUAGUUAACAGAACUUUUUAACAUUUCUAGAUAAAUACUGUUAGGCACAAGUGCUUUAACAAAGAUUAAAUAACAGAGGCACAAGUGCUUUAACAAAGAUUAAAUAACAGAUUAACAUUAGGAAACAGUUCUUUUCUAAUCAUCUCUGUGUUUUCUUAUGAGUUGGCAGGGAAAGAAUGUAAAGGGCAGACCGCUCAGUAAAUUAAUGAGGCAAUAUACGCAUCCAAUGGCAGAACCCUCCUAUCAUGGGUGUUUUCUGUAGGUGUCCCCUCCCAGGAAGUUUCACAAUGCCUUAUACAGUUUCUUUUACAGUGAAUGUUCAGAAUGCAUAUUGCUUUCAGUGAGGAAGAAAGCAAAAACGAAACAACUCCUAAUUGCAAAAAAAAAAAAAAUCCCUGUGAGUAAUAGUGAUGUGUUUUCGGUUACUCUGCUGCGGAAAAGAUGUAAGUUAGUAAAGCUGAAUUUUAACGUAGCUUGGCUUGAGAAACUUUAUGUGUUCUUCAAGUUAAGGAAAAAGAAAAGAUGUUAUUUUAUUCCAUACUUCUUGUGCGCAGUUGCAGUGUAAAUGUUUAUCAAGUAAGGAUGACUCAGCAGUGUUUAUGCUCAGGAGUGAAACUACGAGACUUUAGAAUAUGUUACCAGCUUUCAUUUUAAGGAAUGGCCUUACAACAUGAUUGGAUAGCACGCAACCACAAAACUCCAGUCUUCUGAGGAAUACAAUUCUUAAGUAUUUUAGCAGAGAAACAUUUUUUUAUAUGUAUUUUCUGUAAGUUGUUCUGUAUUUCCAUAUUCUUACUGGACUGUGUCAAACAAAACAAAAAGUGCUGUGGUCUGAGUUGAUGCAUAAAUUAAAUUAGUUGGUUCUUCAGUACAUGGUGUAUAUGGUC